ACUUUAUUUAGACCUCUGUUCCCUCUGUUCUCUCUGUUCUCUCUGUUUCCUUCUGUCUCUUUUCCUUCAUGUUUCCACCUCUGUUCCCUCUAUUCUCUCUGUUCUCUCUGUUCCCUCUAUUCUCUCUGUUCUCUCUGUUCUCUCUGUUCCCUCUAUUCUCUCUGUUCUCUCUGUUCUCUCUGUUUCCUUCUGUCUCUUUUCCUUUAUGUUUCCAACUCUGUUCUCUCUGUUCUCUCUGUUCUCUCUGUUCUCUCUAUUCUCUCUGUUUCCUUCAUGUUUCCACCUCUGUUCUCUCUAUUCUCUCUGUUUCCUUCAUGUUUCCACCUCUGUUCUCUCUGUUCUCUCUGUUCUCUCUAUUCUCUCUGUUCUCUCUUCUCUCUGUUCUCUCUGUUCCCUCUGUUCUCUCUAUUCUCUCUGUUUCCUUCAUGUUUCCACCUCUGUUCUCUCUAUUCUCUCUGUUUCCUUCAUGUUUCCACCUCUGUUCUCUCUAUUCUCUCUGUUUCCUUCAUGUUUCCACCUCUGUUCUCUCUAUUCUCUCUGUUUCCUUCAUGUUUCCACCUAUGUUCUCUCUGUUCUCUCUAUUCUCUCUGUUCUCUCUGUUCUCUCUGUUCUCUCUGUUCUCUCUAUUCUCUCUUUUUCCUUCUGUCUCUUUUCCUUCAUGUUUCCACCUCUGUUCUCUCUGUUUGGUUGGCUUCUUUCACCAGAGGCAGGGGCGGACUAGGACCAGAUAUCGGCCCGGGCAUUUCAAACACAUCGGCCCAUUUGUUUCCUUGAGGCACCCACUAUUAAGCAAAUUAUUUUUUUUUAAUUCUGUCCCACUGGCAUUUGCCAGAAUUGCCCUAUGUCCGGUCCAUCUCUGCCAGUCGACCAACACAGUCUGCAGUUGGCUCAGUGCUACUGGUGCAGGAACCAGUUCUUUGUCCCUAACUCCUCUCCGAAAGAGAAAGCUCACGUUUGGUUUCACUGGUUGGUUUUUACAAGCAAAUCGAUAAAAAACGUUGCCUUGUUUUUACUGCAAAUGUACUCCGCUACUUGUACUCCGUGUUUUAAAAAGAGCAGAUUCUGUUUCAUUCAGGUUUUAGCACCCAAAAUAUUUGUUUCGUCGUCAUGUUUUAUUUGACAGUGCCUAAAUAUACAGACCGUUCUCGAUCUGCAUCUGUCAUGUUUGUUUCAACUCUUCGUUUUUUUAUUCGUUUUUAUUUAUUUAUUUGCGUCCCCUUACUCCCCUCACCGUCCCUGUUAUAUACCUUUUGCAGAUAUUUCCAUCAGGAAGCGGAAAGAAAUGUGCGUCAUCUGACACCGGAAAACAUUGGCUAUGCCAAUAAUUAUGCUUUCAGAGAAGAAUAUGUGAAAUGUAUCAAUGUGAACGACAUGUGAUGGGGCUUUAUUGUAACUGUAAAAAAAAUUAUAUUGGGUAUGAGAGGCACACAAUUAGGCUCUCAUGUUGUGGGAAACGAUGGAAGUACAAUAAACUGAAUAGUUCUAACACUGACACAAAAACAUUGAAAAAAUAAAAUAAAAUUUAAAAAGUUUAAUAAAAAAUUAAAAAAGAAGCACAAUCCGUAUGAUUGUUUAUGUUUGAAUGUGGAUAUUAUACGAUGAUAUGUUAUCCUCUUUUAUCUUUAUUUAAAUAUUAGUAUAGACCAUAGUCUCAUCUCAUAUAGAAAGAAACAACAAAGAGAAUCAGAAGUAUAUUAAAAGCACAAAAGUCUCAGACAAACAGAGAAAUACUUCUGCACCAAGCAAUUCAUUAUCUCAGGAUUCAAUACGAGUCUAAAUUCACGGAUGUUUUCAGACCAAUGAUUGGAGAUUCGGGUACCAGGAUUCAAUACGGCUGCGGGUUGUCGACAAGGCGGCUUUUAGAGGCGUUCGGACGAAAAACGUCAUUCACAGUAAGACGCUGCAGAUGUCGGGCUCAAUGGGGAAUCCAGACAGAGUUACAGCGUUGUUAGUCGGACCAGGAGACAUUCCUGAAAAAAUGGGUUUCUUCUCACAACAACAAAAAAAAGACAUCUUUAGCAACCGAACGGUUUGGCCUACUGACUCCGCUCUGCUCGUCUGAAAGGUAACCCAUACAACUGAAUGCUAGUAUGGAGGUAGUUAUGUGCCAACAAAUAUAAAGAGAUAAAUAUGUGUCCAAAAAUAUUUCCAGAGCUUUCUUAAGUCUCCUAGAUAUAGGACAGACAACCUUAUUCCUCAUGAUACAUUUUCUGGACCGUUUUUUUAUGUCAUUUAUGAAUGUGUUAUUCAUUGCUUUUCAAUGGGCUAUAGUAGUAAAAGACAAAAAUUAUAUCUUUAAUCUUGUUUUUUUAUAUACCUAAAGGGGUCCUAAAAUUCCAAAUAUAUAUAUAUAUAUAAUCCACGGUAUAACCCUCUUAAAACAAUUCUAUAUGUUAGAUCAGUAGAACUAUUUUACAGCUUGAUUAAAAAGCCACACUUCCCCGCGGUCACAUUGAAUCCUGGGUAGGAUCAGAAAGUAUCUGGGACACUGACUUUACUAAGGGUCUGAACCUCAUUUUCAUGUCUAUGAAAAACUACUGGUCAGCUUCUAUCUUUCUGAACGACUGGAAGAACCAAAUCCUACGAGUUCUGGGAACAUAAAAAGAGGUUGAUAACACAACAUGGAUCCUUAUUCCCUUCAUAGUGCACUACUUUUGACCAGGGUCCAUAUGAGUAGUGCACUACGAAGGGAAUUAGGGAGCCAUUUGGUACUUGGUCCGAUGUGACUUUAUUGAUCUAACGCUCCCUUGUGAAUAUUGCUGUAUAUGACUUUGCUAAUGUGAUGAUUGCUGGUGGGCAAUAUUGUUGAAUUUUGAGAACCCUUAAACAUUGAAAUGUGUAUAUUAGACAAUAUAUCUAUUUAAAGUAUUCCAGAAUUGUCUCUUGAAUUGUUUUUAUUUUUUAUUUGUCAUUUUGUUUGAUGAAGAACAAGCAUUUUUUUUGUUUCACCACAAGGCAUGUAUAUAAUGUGUAAGUAUUACAUUUUGGUAAAAAUAGAAAAAUAAAAGACUUGUUAUUUAA
Molecule: messenger RNA, 3021 nt
Organism: Salvelinus fontinalis (brook trout)
Lineage: Eukaryota; Metazoa; Chordata; Actinopteri; Salmoniformes; Salmonidae
Exons: 2
Coding region: 69-992 (307 amino acids)
Source: RefSeq, a predicted model, not a curated record